Molecule: messenger RNA, 2443 nt
Organism: Thalassophryne amazonica
Lineage: Eukaryota; Metazoa; Chordata; Actinopteri; Batrachoidiformes; Batrachoididae
Gene: grem2b
Product: gremlin 2, DAN family BMP antagonist b
Exons: 2
Coding region: 739-1317 (192 amino acids)
Biological process (GO): animal organ morphogenesis
Molecular function (GO): receptor ligand activity; BMP binding
Source: RefSeq, a predicted model, not a curated record
AUAAACAACAUCAAUAUAAUAGGCACAUGAAAUAUACAUUAUGAUAAAUUCUGUCACUCCACCACUCAAUAAUCAGACCCGUACACAGGCCCACCAAGUGGGAAAAAAAAUCCUCUGAAGCCGCCCCUGGAGAAGAAUACACUGAAGAAAAAAAAGAUAAAGGAAAACCUCUCAUUUUGAUAUGUUGCAUGCAAGAUGGAUGAGUUGGUGGGUAUUACAAAAAAAAUCAAAGAAAACUAUCAGACAGAGAGAGAAAGACACAUGUAAAUGAAAGAUGUGAAGCCUGGUUUGAUUUACACAAUGACCAAGACCAAUAGGAAAAACCCUCCCAGUCUCGUGAAGGGAAAGGGGGGUGGUGGGGAUUCAAACUGAGGCAGGCGCUGAGUUAAACAUACUCGUAGACAGACUACAGCCUCCACUGCACUGAGACAUGGGGUCACCGUGACUCAAAGCUGGGGCUUCUGAACCUACAAACAGAAAUAACAAAGAGAGGAAAUUGCAACUGAGAAAGUAAAAACGUCACACAACCAGUCGAGGAGGAUGCCAAACUGACUACAUGCAAAAGUUUCAACCUUCAGUGUGGUUGAAGAGGAGCAAGGACAAAGCCUAAGGAUACUACACAUUAUGUUGCCAUGGAAACCGAGAGCUGGAAGCAGACGCAGGGACCACUGAAGGUGGACGACCUCUCCUGACUGCAUCCUCAUCAGCUUACGGUCCACUGCACAUCGAGGAGAGAGAAUGUUGUGGAGAAUCACCCUCCCCAUCCUACUUGCUGGGGUUCUUUGCAUCACUGCAGAGAUAAGAAAGCUCCGCCCACAGGGUUCCAUCCCCUCCCCACACAAAAACAAAGGGAACUUGUCUUCAGAGCGUCAUCACCGGCUACUCCACCGAAAACCAGAGGUGUUGUCGUCUAGCCGGGAGGCCCUGGUGGUUACAGAGCGCCGCUACCUCCGCAGAGACUGGUGCAAGACCCAACCCCUCCGUCAGACAGUGAGCGAGGAGGGCUGUCGCAGCCGCACUGUGGUCAACCGUUUUUGCUAUGGCCAGUGCAACUCAUUCUACAUCCCCCGCCAUAUGGGCCCCAGUUCAGGCCAGGGUCAAAGUCGAGGCCAGUCUUCAGAUUCUGCAAGGAAAAGCCAUAAUAAGGCCCAGGAACCAUUCCAGUCCUGCUCCUUCUGCAGGCCGCAUCGCGUCACGCAACUCACAGUGCAGCUCGACUGCCCUGACCUGCAGCCUCCUUUCAGACACCGUAAGGUGCAGAGGGUCAAACAGUGUCGCUGCAUGUCCGUGGAUGUGAGUGGAAAUGGGAAACUGUGAGGAGAGACUUGCAAGUGCCACAAAGGACAGAAACCUUCAAAAGUCUGCAAAUACAAAAUAAAUGACAUGAAUCACACACACAAAAAGGCAUCCACCUUGAAUUUAGAGACUAUGAGACUUAUUGGAAAAAUGAUGUUGAACAAUAUUGGUCAAAGAGGCUAUUCAGCAGAAAAGUAGACUAUGGCAGCCGAUUUUGAACUUUCAAGAAAGUUUUUCCUGCCUGCUCUUAUAAGUUGUACCACUCAUAUUUACAGCAGAUCCGUAGGAUAAGGUAGACCUGUGAUUGAUUCUUGGUCAGGCUACCCAACUGUGUUUUUGGAGAAGACACUUUGUCUGCGUUGUUCCAGUCUAUCCAGCUGUAAAUAGGCACUAGCAUUGGCUGAGUAAGUAACCUAUGCUGGACUGGUGUCCCAUCCAGUGGGAAUCCUGGACUCUCAUACUAUGGAAUCUGGGAAUAAACACCAGCACCAAUGGACUCCAAUGGACCUUUAGGGUCAUAAACUUUUUCUUAUUCACAUUUACCCAAGUAUUUAUACAUAUCUGGGUACUGCUAGAUUCCUUUAUGAUAAAGGAGAUGUCAGAGGGCUUCUGAAUUUUAAUACCUGCAGAUAAUGUGGACGUUCCUUUCUGAGAGUGGAUUGAGAUUAAGUACACGCUUCAUGAAAAAACCUGUAGAUGUUUUUAUCUGAAGGAGAUGCUAACUUAAAAUGGGCUGCUUUACAACUUUUAUCUGACAUCCUGAAACUUCUUAAGCUUGUGUGAUGUCUUCAAAAACCAUCUUAAGAUCAAGAUUUAAUCCAGUUACUGAAGACACACACACAGCCAGGGCACCCAUGUGCUGACGCACACGACCGGCAGUAUACAGUGACAAAUAUUCAAUCCAACAGGAAAAACAGCAUUAUGUAGGUGCAAUGCAAACAUAUUUACAGUAUAUAUAUUUUAUGUAUGUGUGUAAGUAUGUGAAAAAUAUAUUAAAUCUAUUUCCUAUGAAAUGGUGGUAUUUAAAGUGCAUGCUGUUCUUUUCAUUCUUACUUUGACAGCUGAUGAAAGUGACAAAACAACCAGCAACAGAGUUGCAAUUAAAACUGUAUGAGUUCUUUUAUUCAAUAAAUAUAUUUUUUCAUGG